Rhinichthys klamathensis goyatoka is the source of this 840-nucleotide messenger RNA. Its product is annotated as endonuclease domain-containing 1 protein-like. The record is from RefSeq and is a predicted model, not a curated record. Gene Ontology annotation, molecular function: hydrolase activity; nucleic acid binding; metal ion binding. NCBI's taxonomy places the organism in Eukaryota, Metazoa, Chordata, Actinopteri, Cypriniformes, Leuciscidae. The coding region runs from base 1 to 840 and encodes 279 amino acids. The transcript is spliced from 2 exons.
AUGCGUCUGUUCACCGUGAGCGUCUCUGCACUGCUGGUGCUGUUGUUUUCAUGCACCACGUCUAAAGUUGUUGACAAAUUCAGUAAAUGCGAUUACUUUUUUAAAAGAACGUCUCCGGUUAUCCCUGGCAUUCUAAAUAAUUCAGUUGCACAGGAUGGAUAUAAAAUAAUCUGUCAACAAUAUAACAAACGUACCAGGUUUGCAACACUGUAUGAUAUAAAUAAGAGGAUCCCUGUUUUCUCGGCUUACAAAUACACCAGAAGACAAGAAUUCGAGAAUCUAAGAAAGACUCAAUGGAUGAUCGAAUCUCAGCUUGAACCUUCAAGUUAUGAAACCAACGUGCCAUUCAUCAAGCAGGCUUGCAGUGGAGACUAUCACAAUAACAGCCAAAAUGUGAGUGCCGGUCAGUUAUUUCCAGCCUGUCAUGCAGCUGAUAAAGAAACUGCUAUAUCCACAUUCACACUCACCAACAGCAUCCCACAGAAGAACAACUUGAGGAAAGGCAGCUGGACUCGCAUAGAACAACAGACUAAAGAAAUCAUGGACAAUCACUGUCGUGACCAAAACAGCAAGACAAUCUCAGCCUAUGUGUUGACAGGAGCUUUACCUGGAGAUGAUCUUCUGAACAAAAGAGUCAACAUUCCCUCUCAUAUGUGGAUGGCAUUUUGCUGCUACAACAGUACGGGGGGAUCAUGGUUCUCCAAAACUUAUUGGGCAGAAAAUGUAGGAAAAGAUCCUGGGGAAAAUAUUAAACUCAAGAGCCUGAAUGAAUUAGAAAUAUUUCUGAAUACAAAUUGGAAGAUAAAAGUACAGUUGUUUUACAGAGAUUGUAAUAAUUAA